AGUUUGGUUUUGUACAGCUCAUUUCUCGUCUAUGGAUUUGGUGUAGGAGGAUGUUUUAGUCAGAAAAGCGUACUAAUCCUAAAAGAUGAAUCCUUCUAGAAGAACAAGUGGCCCUAGAAGGCAAAAGGAGCACAGGCCUGGCAAUCCAGCUGAUUUCCGGUAUAAUCAGUUCAAUCCCGCUGCUCCACAACUUUUUAAUGACACAAGUGGUGGAUAUAUCCAACCUCCCUAUCCUCAAAAUCUUGGCCCAGUUGGUAUGGCUCCUGGAGGAUGGGAUCAAAGUUUUGCCCAGCCAUCCUUUCCUGGACAGCAACUGUUAACUGACCCUAUGGCUUCAAUGGCUAUGCAGUAUGGCCAGAAUCUUGCUGAUCAAGGAAAGAUUAUGGUUGAGCAAAAGUUGGAGAAAUAUGUUCCCAUAUCAAAGAUGAAGUAUUAUUUUGCAGUUGAUACAGGCUAUGUGACAAAAAAACUUGGUUUGCUCUUUUUCCCCUUUACGCAUAAAGAAUGGGCUGUUCAUUAUAAUAAUCAAAAUGAACCUGUUGCUCCAAGAUAUGAUGUUAAUGCCCCUGAUUUAUAUAUUCCCACCAUGGCAUUUGUUACAUACAUUCUGACAGCUGGCUAUAUUCUUGGCUCACAGAACAGAUUUACACCAGAACAGCUUGGUAUUCAAGCAAGCUCUGCCUUAGGCUGGUCCUUGGUAGAAAUUGUGUUAUUGUUUCUCGCUCUCUAUGUUUUAAAUGCUUCUUCAACAUUGAGUGUAUUCGAUUUGAUUUCAUUUUGUUGCUAUAAAUAUGUUUGUAUGGUUGCUGUAUUAAUAGCAUGUAUUUGCUUCAGCUCAUUAGGAUAUUAUGUCAUUUUAGCAUAUAGUAGUCUGUCCCUUGGAUUCUUUCUGAUACGUACAUUACGAGUUCUAGUUCUGCCAAAAACAACUGCUGAUCAUUAUUCCUCUAGCAGCCGACACAGCUCUUAUCUCUUGUUAAUAAUUUGUAUAGUUCAGCCUAUCCUUAUGUAUGCACUUACUAAACACUUUGUUUCUCAACAAACUGUAUCUCAAAUUGUGGAGUAAAAUGUAAUUAAAUUAUGUUUUGUAAAUGUAUUUAAAUACAAAAUUAUUUCUUUCUUC
This is a messenger RNA of Uloborus diversus, 1123 nucleotides long. RefSeq names its product protein YIF1B-B-like (gene Yif1). Gene Ontology annotation, cellular component: endoplasmic reticulum-Golgi intermediate compartment; Golgi membrane; COPII-coated ER to Golgi transport vesicle. Gene Ontology annotation, biological process: endoplasmic reticulum to Golgi vesicle-mediated transport. The record is from RefSeq and is a predicted model, not a curated record. NCBI's taxonomy places the organism in Eukaryota, Metazoa, Arthropoda, Arachnida, Araneae, Uloboridae. The coding region runs from base 86 to 1066 and encodes 326 amino acids. The transcript is spliced from 10 exons.